AUGCUGAAGUUUCCAAUAUCGGUUCUCUUGGGCUGUCUGAUGGCUGCCAAGGCUCAAGCCACGUUCCCCAACUUCGAGACCGACGUCCUGAACGAACAUAACAAGUUCAGGGCGCUGCACGUUGACACGGUGCCGCUGACCUGGUCGGACACCCUGGCCACGUACGCGCAGAACUACGCCGACCAGUACGAUUGCUCGGGCAUCUUGACGCAUUCCGAUGGUCCAUACGGUGAGAACCUUGCACUGGGUUACACAGACACGGGAGCCGUGGAUGCCUGGUAUGGGGAGAUAAGCAAGUACAACUAUUCGGAUCCUGGGUUUUCUUCCUCCACGGGCCACUUUACCCAGGUCGUUUGGAAGUCCAGCACCCAGAUUGGGUGUGGCUACAAGUAUUGCGGCACCACAUGGAACAACUAUGUGAUCUGCUCCUACAACCCUCCCGGAAAUUACUUGGGUGAGUUUGCCGAGGAAGUGGAACCGCUUAUAAGUACUAUAUCCUCGUCCUCGUCGUUGUCCUCGUCCACGUCCUCUUCUUCGUCCACUCCCGCUGCGUCAUCUAAAAUCUCUGCGACCUCGUUCAGUAGCGUGCCCACUGUAGCGCAGGGAUAUACAAUGUUGAUAUCCUCCGAGAUUAGUGGCUCUUCGAAAGCAACUAGCAUAAACCCUGCCAAGACUGCCAUUGCGUCCUCCUCUGCGGCGUUUACCAGUAGCGCAAGAGCAACUAGCUCCUCCAAGUCCUUGUCUGCUUUAAGUUCCUUGACAAGCGCCAGCGCCCCCUCUGAUGCUACUUCUUCCGGUAUUGCCUUGUCGAGUACCGCCUCCAGCAGUGCUUCGUCGAGCGCCAUCUCCACAGUCACAGCUUCCUCCAGCAGUGCUUCAUCGAGUGCUUCCUCCACAGUCGCCGCUUCCUCCAGCAGUGCUUCAUCGAGUGCUUCCUCCACAGUCGCCGCUUCCUCCAGCAGUGCUUCAUCGAGUGCUUCCUCCACAGUCGCCGCUUCCUCCAGCAGUGCUUCAUCGAGUGCUUCCUCCACAGUCGCCGCUUCCUCCAGCAGUGCUUCAUCGAGUGCUUCCUCCACAGUCGCCGCUUCCUCCAGCAGUGCUUCAUCGAGUGCUUCCUCCACAGUCGCCGCUUCCUCCAGCAGUGCUUUGUCGAGCGCCAUCUCCACAGUCGCAGCUUCCUCAAGCAGUGCUUCCUCGAGUGCUUCCUCCACGGUUGCUGCAUUAUCGAGCACUACUUCCCCUACGAGUUCUAGCGGCUUGACCUCCAGUUCGGCCAAUUCUGUCAGGUUUGCCAACACAACCAGAUCUUCUGCUGGGAGCACCGCCUCUAUGUCCGCGUCAUCUUCGUCUUUGACUAUUGAUGCCACCAUUACCAGCUCUUCUAAGAAGACCACAACCUCGGCUUCCGAGCCCGUAAGCUCAAUUACCAGUGCUACAAAUGCUGCUCAAUACGCGACCAGAUCUGAAGCAUCCUCAGAGGAUGCCGCCGCUCCUGCUUCACGUUCCUCACACACUUCCUUGGACUCCACCGCUACCACUCAUGGCACCAUUGUAGGUGCUGGUUUGGCUAUCGAUUCUGCCAGCCUGGUUACCGGCGCAACCAAAGCGUCUGAGGCUGCCGUUAGAUCUGGAGCUUCUUCGGAGGCCCUCACUUCGGUGACCACUUCCGCUUCAAGCUCGGCCAGCAAUGUCAUUUCCAGCGGCACCCAUUCAGAAAAUGCCCCGGAGUUGGCCUCCAGAGUGUCAUAUGCCGCCGAAUACGCAACCAUACCUACACCCUCCUCCGCAACUUCCUCUUCAACCUCAGCCUCAGCCUCAGGCGAUGCAGUAAAUUCGUCUAGCAUCUUCGAAGUUGCCUCUGCUACCACAGAAAAUUCAAGCACCGACACUUCAACGGGCACCGCAGAUGCUACUACGACCUUGGCCUCUGCUGCUGACACCUCUAGGAGCUCAAUUGUCACAACAAAGUUGGCUUCUACAGACGACGCUGCCAGCUCAUCUAGUGCCAUUUCCACCGAUGCCGCUAAAAACGCCGACAGAUACAAAUCUUCUUCCGCGACAGCGUCUGUGGAUGGCUCAAGUACUACCAGUGCUUCUACUCCUAAUAUCACAACGGCUACAGGCACCUCUAAGAGCGCUUAUUCAAGCGCACCACACUCUACUGGUACGAACAUCGAUUUCACGGUUUCCACCGUCACAACUACCGAAAACAAGCUAGUCACCAACACCCUUACAGCUUCCUGCAGUACGAACAGUAGUCCAGCCAUAUCCUCUGCCACCACCACGGAAAAGACGCUGGUGACCAACACUAUUACCACUUCUUGUAGCACUCUGAGCGGCGCCACAACACGGACCAGUGACGUAACUAUGUCUUCUCUCAAAACUAACCCUGCAGUCCAAACUACUUCGUCUUCCUCUAUAACCACUAUUUUGCCAGAAAACGAUGAUUCUGCCUUUUCCGCCAUCUUCACCAGUGCCAACGCCGCAACUAUUGUCAACCCCGGAAAAACAUCUUCUACAGCUAGCCAUCUCAACACAUCUGAAAAGCCAAACGAAACCGCUUCCGCUAAAUUCACUUCAAACGAAGACAGAGCCACCACAACGACCACCAGCCAAGAAAACGAUGCUGCAUCGUACGCCAAGCCAUCCAGUCCAAUUACCGGCACAGUAAUAACCAGUAGCAACAAUGCUCGUUCCACCACUAAUCAGCCAAAGGGCUCCAUCUCACAUCAGACUACUUCAUCGAUCUACACUCAACUAAAACACGGCACAUCAACUACCGCACAAUUGUCGGCAUACGAAGGUGCAGCAGCACCCGCAUCUGUUUUCCAGUGCAACCAUCUGCCAGGAACGAUUACCGCAUUCGUCGUAGCCAUCCUGUUCGCCUUCUAG
This is a messenger RNA of Saccharomyces kudriavzevii IFO 1802, 2892 nucleotides long. It is a transcript of the gene PRY3, whose product is annotated as Pry3p. Lineage: Eukaryota; Fungi; Ascomycota; Saccharomycetes; Saccharomycetales; Saccharomycetaceae. The record is from RefSeq and is a predicted model, not a curated record. Gene Ontology annotation, cellular component: extracellular region. The transcript has a single exon. The coding region runs from base 1 to 2892 and encodes 963 amino acids.